GUCCAAUACAAAAUUCAUACAUAAAUAUGGGGACGUGGCCAAAUGUGCAUCAAACAAAUCUUUCUUAAACUUUUAAUUAAUUAAUUGUCUCCCUUUGCAUCAAACCUGAAUCCAUUCGCUGCGUUCGAGAGAAUCGGAAGAACAAUCUUUUGUACUGAUCAAGUAGUGUUUGCUUGAAAUCAGAAUCCGAUAGGUGAUUUGUAUAAGCUGCUAAAAAUAAUCUGGUGUGCUGGGAAGGGUUUUUAAUGAUCAACAAUCAAUCAAUUGAUUUAGUUCGAGUAAAAUGGGAAAUGAUUGGAGAAGAAAAUUGGGUACUGUAAGAUCGUUUGUGGGUAAUGCGACAGGAGGGCUACGAGGAGGUUCAAAUUUAGCUUCAUGGAUAGUUGCUGGUACCUUAGCUUAUUAUCUCUGGGUCAAACCUGCCCAAGAACUCAAACGUCAACAAGAGGAGAAGGCUGCACUUGCUGCUGCAAAACCAGAUCCAUACAAAUAUGUUGAGAAACGAAAACCAAUUCCCGAUCCUCAGGAAACUGGGUUAAGAUAUGGCAACAAGAAUAAGGCCAAAGACUCAAAUGAGGGUUGAGUAAAGUGUUUGAAAACACACAAGCUUUCAAAUUUAUGGUGCAUCAAUUCACUUGAGCUCUGAAUUUUGCAUGAGAUUAUAGUUUAAACUGCUUUCUUUAGGUUAGUUUUAAAUUUUGCAAAUUUCAUAUACAUGUAUGUUCUUGUUAGUUGAAAAUGCUAAUAUCAUAGCUAAUGUAGAAUAUGCAGUAUAGAGUUUAUUAUUGUUUUAGUAACAAAUUUGAGAGGUAGUAUGUUGCGUUGAAACUCUAAUUCAUGCUCUCUAUGGUGAGAUGCAUAAUGGUACUGAAUAAUUUUUAAUGUACCUUUUAUUUCAUAAUUGGCCAAGUCAUUCUUUUUUCCUUGUAUGGGGUAUAGUAUGUGAAAUCUUAUGCUUUUAGAAUAUAAUUUGAAUAGAAUUUGUAUAAUGUUAGUCCCAUAGUAGUUUUAACAUGUUUUUCUUUUUUACUCUUUUUUUUUCUUAUGGUUAGAAGGGAAAAAGUUAGGCUUGGAUAGUGUAAUGUAUUAAAAGUAAUGGUAUUCUAAUUGAAUACAUAUCGUGACUUAAUAAAAUAGGUUUAGUUGGAGACUUGGAGUGUAGAUUUGGGGUAAGUUUGGUUAGAUUUAAGGUUUAAUGGCUAAAUCUACACCUCCUAUUCAACAUAUGUGUCUCAUUUCUUUUUUUAGUUAAUAUUCAACAUAUGUGUCUCAUUUCUUUUUUUAGUUAAGUCAUCUUAAAUGUCCAGUUCUAUUUUUGGUUGUUAACUUUAACCUUAAAAAACUUAUCUUAUAUUACACUUUUAUCCAUAGUAACCCCACUUUACCCUUCAAAAUAUGAAAACACUACCCUUUCUCUCUUCCCCAUGUGGUCACAUUUGGCUUUCUUAAAGUUUGUGCAAAGUCAAAUGGGACACUUAUGGUGAAGAGGAGGGAGUACUAUUUACAAAUAAUAUGAGAUGGAGGCCAUACUUGUUUCCAUUUGUAAGUAAUGUAUAAAGUUCCUCGUAUUAAGUCACAAAAGUCUUAGGUUAUGAAGUUACAAACUACUUUAUGACUUGGUAGAAAAUACUUUUUUUUUCUAUGUUUUUUGAUAGUAUCAAGUAUGAUAUACACCUUUCUGACUUUCUAACUUUAAUUUGAGGUUUUUGGAUGCAUGUUGGAUGUAUAAUCUCAUUUUCUUGAGAUGUUCAUAAUAUACACAAUUAGUUUGUCUUAUCUUUGAGCAAUCAAGUAAUGCACCAAUCAUUUUCUAUAGAGAACUACCUCCACAGUGCCCUUUACCCACAGUGCCCCUUACCCCCUUCCUUGCUUUCAUCAUGCCUUCCACCCCAGCUAAAGAAAGAUGUAAGCCCAACCUUACCUUUUUCGACCACCCUGACUUGACUACCUCUCAAGCCACCUUCAUCAGAGCCAUUACCACAUCAUUCAUCCAUGCGCACCACCCAAACAUCAUUUAUCCAUGCGGCCACCCCCCAUUGGGUGGGUUGUGUUUGAUGGUGGCUGGAGGUCGUGCUUGUGCUGUGUGGAAGCUAAAGGUCGUGCUCUAGUUUUUUUUUUCUUUUUUUUUCUAUUUUUUUUCCUAAAAAAAGUCUCUUAUACUACAAACCAUUUAAGUCUUAAUUCCGAAAAAUUUGGGUCAGUUACAUGAACCAAUAUAUCAGUUUUAAUGGUCAUUCACAUUGAUUCAUCUUAUCCAUUCAUUCUGAAUUGUAGCAUCUCAAUUUGUAAGUCUAGCUUAUUUAUAUUCUUUUCCACUCUUGUCCUCUGAGUCAUCUUUGGUCUUCCUCGCCCUCUUUUUAGGUUUCUUGAGGUUCAGCUUUCUAUCUUAUCUGUUCGCUAAUGCCCGCUUUUGGCACAUGCCCAAACCAUCUUAAAAGAUUCUCAUUUAUCUUUUCCUCAAUAUUUGCAACUCCUAAACCCUUAUAUCUUCGUUUUGAUUUCUAUCCCUUAAGGUAUGCCCACUCAUCCAUCGAAGCAUUUGCAUUUUCGCUACUCUCAUCUUUCUACUAUGAACCUUUCUAAAAGUCCAAUAUUUUGAUCCAUAUAGUUACGCUGGUCUAAUGGUUGUUCGAUAAAAUUUGGCCUUUAACUUUAAGGGCAGACGUGGAUCACACAAUAUUCCAGUAGCCAUUCUCCAUUUUCGUCAUCACACUUAAUUUUAUGGGUCACAUCUUGUUGAAACUCCCGAGGGUAUUUGAAGUGUCCACUUGAAGUGAUUUCUUUCUCUUUUAACCAUAGUGUAAAAAUACGGCAACGGUCGCGAUCGCGAUAACGGAACGUUGAUGCGGUAAUUGAAGUGAUGCAGUUAUUGUAACGCCUAAAUAUCGGUCAAAACCAUAAGAUAUCCCUUGAUACGACCUAAAACAUGAUUUUUUUACAAAUUUACA
Messenger RNA from Amaranthus tricolor (Joseph's coat), 2948 nucleotides. RefSeq lists its product as uncharacterized. The transcript is spliced from 3 exons. The coding region runs from base 284 to 583 and encodes 99 amino acids. NCBI's taxonomy places the organism in Eukaryota, Viridiplantae, Streptophyta, Magnoliopsida, Caryophyllales, Amaranthaceae. The record is from RefSeq and is a predicted model, not a curated record.